AUGACAAGGGUCUAUUACAAGGAUGCGCAUGGAGCGGUGAUCGUUAUGGAUUCUACGCGUGAAGCUACCCAUGAAGGGGCAUUAAGAUGGAAAACGGAUCUUGACAAUAAAGUCACAUUGGCUGAUGGUAGCCCGGUGCCAGCGAUAUUACUUGCAAACAAGUCCGACUUGGACAGCGGAGUGUCGGAUGAAGAGCUGAGACAGAUGGAGCGCGAGGGGAGCUUUGCAGCUUCCUUUAAAACCUCCGCCAAGGACAACACGAAUAUUGAGGAGGCAUUCAAGUAUUUGGCGCAAUGUGUGAUAAGCACGGAACGUGGUGGACAGUAUGAAAUCCCGCUCUUCAAUCGUGAAGGCCAGGUCCGUCUGACUGAUGACGUCUUGAAAACGCGUGAAAUCCACUCCAAAAACUCUUGCUGUACUAUUCUC
Mesorhabditis spiculigera is the source of this 426-nucleotide messenger RNA. Lineage: Eukaryota; Metazoa; Nematoda; Chromadorea; Rhabditida; Rhabditidae. The record is from the annotation of a GenBank genome assembly.